CGGCGGCGGCGGCGGCGGAGGCUGCGACGUCGAGGGCAAGGCUCCCGGCGGCACUGGCCCCAUCAGCUGGAAAGCCAUGACGAUCGGCCAAAAGUGCUCCUACGUAUUGAGGAACAUAACCGUCGAGCCCAUGGUCGCCUUCUACAUAAUGCCCAGCGUCCUCGCGUCCCUCGCCACUCAGAAUCUCAACCUCGAGAAGGCGUGCAAGGUGAACCUCGGCUACACCGACUCGAUUUGCGCGGCUCUCGCCGCCCGCAACACCAGUGGCCUCGCCCUCGAGGAAACGGCCGUUCAGCAACUGGUCGCGGUCAUGCAGACCUGGAAGACGGCCCUACAAAGCUUCUUCCCAUCGAUUCUCAUAGUGUUCAUGGGCGCUUGGAGCGACAGGAACGGGCUGAGGAAGCCCUGCAUGAUGCUGCCCAUCGUCGGCGAGUUCCUCACGAGCAUCAGCCUCAUAGCGUGUACCUACUGGUUCUACGAGCUGCCGAUGGAGGCUGCCGGCGUCUUCGAGGCCCUGUGGCCGGCUCUGACCGGUGGCUGGUUCACCAUGAUCAUGGGCACGUUCAGCUACAUCGGCGACAUAACGAGCGUCGAGUCGAGGACCGUACGCGUCGGUGCGGUCAACUCGUUUCUAAGUCUCGGCGUGCCAGUUGGCAUGGCGUUAUCCGGAGUAUUGUACAUCAAAUUGGGAUUCUAUGGGGUAUUCGGAAUAGCCGCUGCCUGCUACGUGUUUAGUUUUAUGUAUGGGCUGCUGGUGAUUAAGGAAGCGCCGCGGGCGCUGGAAUUAAGGAAGAGCAUCAAGCUGGCUCAAGCCUCCGAGUUAAAGAAGAUGACUUGGUGGGCGAGUGUCACGGACUUCUUUGCCUUAAGACACGUGCAGGAGACGUUUAGGGUGGCGUUUAAGAGAGGCCCGAGGAACCGGAGGAAGAGAGUCAUGGUACUUAUGCUCAUCGUCAUGGUGCUCAUUGGGCCAAUGUACGGAGAAAUGGCAGUAAUGUAUCUUUUUACGAGAUAUCGUUUCAAUUGGAACGAGGUCCAAUUUAGUUUCUUUUCCACUUAUAGUAUGGUGAUUAAUCUCAUAGGUACUUUGUUUGCUGUGGGAGUCUUCAGUCAUUUUUUGAAGAUGGACGAUGCACUUCUUGGUGUUCUAAGCUGCGUGAGUAAGAUACUUGCAAGCUUCGUUUAUGCUUUCUCUACGACGGACUGGAUGAUUUAUAUAGCGCCGCUGGUCGAGAUCAUAAACGGCACGUCGUUCAUAGUGAUGCGCUCGAUAACCUCGAAGCUGGUUCCUCCCGACGAGCUGGGUAAGGUGAAUUCGCUGUUUGGAGUAUGCGAAGCUAUUGUUCCUUUAGUUUAUGGACCCAUGUACAGCUCCAUUUACGGUGCGACCGUCAAUAACUUUCCUGGGACGUUCUUUCUCGUCGGCGGAGGCCUUAUGAUUCCAGGAGUAAUUGCCUUUUUAUGGCUUUACAUGGAGCACAAGAAGGACGAGGCAUUGGAAAAGGAGCAAGAAGCUCUUGCCUCGAAGCCCAAAGGUAAGGCGGAGCUAGAGUGCCGACUCGAAAACGGCUUGACGCUUGUUAAAUCGAGGAGCGUCUCGGAGCUGACGACGGUCAAGCCGACGAAUGAAGUCACGGGCAUCGAUAACGCGGCCUUCGAGUCGGAGAAACUGUGAUCACUGCUGCCACCGCCGUUGCUAAUGCUAAUGCUGCCGCAACUAUCGCAGUAGUGCCGAUUAUAGUACGAAACAUGCGUGGGUUCGGCGACGAUGUCGUACGCCUCACGCGCAAUGCCAAAAAGUACGAUCGAGUGGGGCGAGGAGAGGAGACGGAGCUUUCUGGUCAGAAGCUCGAUCAGCCUCGCGAAUACUUGCCUACGGGUAUUAAGCUUGUCUGCGUGUGCGUGCGAGUGCGUGC
This is a messenger RNA of Ceratosolen solmsi marchali, 1916 nucleotides long. RefSeq names its product solute carrier family 46 member 3. Bases 77 to 1675 code for a protein of 532 amino acids. NCBI's taxonomy places the organism in Eukaryota, Metazoa, Arthropoda, Insecta, Hymenoptera, Agaonidae. The transcript has 6 exons. Gene Ontology annotation, cellular component: membrane. The record is from RefSeq and is a predicted model, not a curated record. Gene Ontology annotation, biological process: transmembrane transport. Gene Ontology annotation, molecular function: transmembrane transporter activity.